UAAACGUUUUGUCCUCGUGCGCAUGUCCCUUCAGUCAGAACUCAAGGGAAAAGUGGAUACUGCUGUUACCUGAGGAAAACACUGCCUUGGCUGGAUAAACAUGAGCAAACUGACAGAAUUCAAUGUCGAGGACAUGAUUAAUACCACACCACUGAAAGGAGCAGGUGGAGACACUCAGGAGCCCAAAGUUGAACAGCUGAUGAACAAACUAAGGAGGCUUCAACAAGGUAAAAGAGUCCUGGAAGAAGAAAUUAAGGAAAUCAAAUCUGUCAGUGACUCUUUGCAGAAGGAGCUGGCAACUUUACAAACUGAAGCUUACCAACUUGAGGGAAUUCACAAAGAAAAAGAAGAGUUGAGCAGGAAGCUGCAGUUCCAGUGUGACGAGUCUGAUCAGGACUUUUCCAGGCAGUUAGAACAGAAUAAGAAAAGUGAAGAACUGCUAGAACAGUACAGAUGUCAAAUCCAGGAAUUCAAGCUUAAACACCGGAAGCUGAGGAUGAAGUUUGAAAACCAACUCUAUCAGCUGAUAGAGCAGCACAAGAAUCUACACUCUAUCUUUACUCCAGAGAGGCUCCCAGAUGAAAUAGAGAAUGCUGAGAAUAUAAAAAGUCAGCUGCUAUCAGCUGAACAGCUGAAGCUGGCUCAGCUGCACCGAAUCAACGAAGAGCUAGAAGACGUGAGGAAACAGAGGCAGUCGGCUGUAGAGACUCAGGAGCAGUAAAACUACAUGUGCAGUGGUAGUUCUAGAGAAUCAGAGGUAAUAAUCUUUUGUUUUAUUCCCAGCUUGAGGCACUUUUUAACACUCCUCCCUUUUAUCAGGUGAAAACCUUAUAAUGCUUCUGGGUUUCACCAGCCCAAGGGUUGUGCAAUCCUGCCAAACCCGCACAGCGAAAAACAGAACUUCAGUUGACUUUGAAAUGAGAUGAAAAUAACCAGAAUUUUAGUCACAAUUUGUUGAUUUAUACCAAUGACAUCCAGAUGAGAUGUUUGCCUGUCCUUCUGUAUUUUUCUCUGAGUAGUUACUGCUUUUAUAUCAGCUGUUCUGUGAGGCAUGGGCUUGUUUCUGUGACGCAGUUUAUCGCAGAGUAUAUUUAAAUUUGAUGUAUUUAUGAAACUUUAUAUUCUGUGACUGGUGACUGGUGUUUUUCAGAUAGGUGGAUGCCAGUAGUAGUGUCAUAUAUGGUACUAUGUUCAUUUUACUUGAAUAUUGUGUAUUUAAACAAUAGCAAGGUGUUCUUAUAUUUUAUUAAAUUACAUUAUAGAAUAUAGUUUUUAGUUGUUAUGACACUGCUGUCAAAAGGAUCUUAUUGUAUGUAUCUUAAAGAACCUAUAAAUGAAAACAGUACAGGCAUUCAGUACAAUAUACACACUUACUGUAUACAUGUACACACAGCCACAUUCAGCUUCAGGUUUUAAAGCAAUUUAAUAAAACACUUUCUGCAGUAUUCCAAAUACAAUGUAAUACUAUCUGAGGUUUAAAAAACACAUUCACCCUGUGCAACUGAUUUCCCCUAAUUAAUGCCAAUUACUUUUUACAGCCAAUACCAGACAACUUACAUUAAUCAAAAA
This is a messenger RNA of Lates calcarifer (barramundi perch), 1569 nucleotides long. RefSeq lists its product as uncharacterized. Gene Ontology annotation, cellular component: synaptonemal complex. Gene Ontology annotation, biological process: synaptonemal complex assembly. Lineage: Eukaryota; Metazoa; Chordata; Actinopteri; Centropomidae. The record is from RefSeq and is a predicted model, not a curated record. Bases 101 to 721 code for a protein of 206 amino acids. The transcript is spliced from 10 exons.